This is a messenger RNA of Brachypodium distachyon (stiff brome), 4140 nucleotides long. Its product is annotated as kinesin-like protein KIN-7E, chloroplastic. Lineage: Eukaryota; Viridiplantae; Streptophyta; Magnoliopsida; Poales; Poaceae. Gene Ontology annotation, biological process: microtubule-based movement. The transcript has 25 exons. The record is from RefSeq and is a predicted model, not a curated record. Gene Ontology annotation, molecular function: ATP binding; microtubule binding; microtubule motor activity. Bases 192 to 3662 code for a protein of 1156 amino acids.
GCACAACCAAAUCGACAAGAGAGGCCACGGCGACCAAGCUGGCAAAGCUCCCCCGAGGAAGACGACGACGACACACUAAAGCAAAGCCCACGAGCUCCCUCCUCCACGAGCUCACGCUCGUGCUCGCCUGCUCCCCUCCAAAACCCUAACCCCCAAAUCCCGGUCUCCGCUCCGAGCUGAGCUCUGCGACAAUGUCGUCGUCGUCGAGAUCGACGCGCUCCAGCAUCUCCCCAUUCCGAUCCCGCCGCUCGACUGCGAUGGCAGCGGCGGCGGCGCCCCCUCCAGCGAGGACCUGGUCGGGAGGCCGCGCGCCCACGUCAUCCUCCUCCGCGCGGCCCACCACCCCUUCGUCUUCCUCCGGUGGCCGCCCCACCACUCCCUCCGCCGCCUUCGCGCGCCCCACCACCCCUACCUCUGCCCGGCCCACCACGCCGUCCUCUACCGCCUCCGCGCGGCCAACCACGCCCUCGUCGGUUACCUCGCGAGCAACCGGGAGGGGGGCAUCCUCCGCGUCUGUGGACGCGUCCAAUGCUAAGGAGAACAUCAUGGUCACCGUCCGCUUCCGCCCUCUCAGUCCUAGAGAAAUCAACAAGGGGGACGAGGUGGCUUGGUACGCGGAUGGUGACAACAUGGUGCGCAACGAGCACAAUCCGAGUAUCGCCUAUGCUUUUGAUAAAGUUUUUGGCCCCGCGACUACAACUCGGCACGUAUACGAUGUUGCUGCCCAGCAUGUUGUAAGUGGGGCCAUGGAAGGAAUCAGUGGCACUGUUUUUGCAUAUGGUGUCACUAGCAGCGGGAAAACUCAUACCAUGCAUGGAGAGCAAAAAUCACCUGGAAUUAUCCCACUGGCAGUGAAGGAUGUGUUCAGCAUUAUUCAAGAUACACCAGGACGAGAGUUUCUUCUGCGAGUCUCAUAUCUUGAAAUUUACAAUGAGGUUAUAAAUGAUUUACUUGAUCCAAUAGGACAAAAUCUCAGAAUUCGAGAAGAUGCACAGGGAACUUAUGUGGAAGGAAUUAAAGAAGAGGUUGUUUUAUCACCUGCACAUGCACUCUCUCUAAUAGCAUCUGGAGAAGAGCACAGGCAUGUUGGAUCCAAUAACUUCAAUCUUGUGAGUAGUCGGAGCCACACUAUCUUCACAUUGACCAUCGAGAGUAGCCCUUCCGGUGAAAAUGAAGAGGAAGAAGAAGUCAGAUUGUGUCAAUUGAACUUGAUUGAUCUUGCUGGAUCUGAGAGUUCAAAGACUGAAACAACUGGACUACGUCGUAAAGAAGGUUCAUACAUAAACAAAAGCCUGCUCACCCUUGGAACUGUUAUUGCUAAACUUACAGAUGGUAAGGCUGCUCAUAUUCCCUAUAGAGACUCAAAGCUCACACGCUUACUUCAGUACUCCCUGAGCGGGCAUGGGCGCAUUUCUCUUAUUUGCACAGUUACCCCUGCUUCCAGCAACAGCGAGGAGACACACAACACAUUAAAAUUUGCCCACAGGAGCAAGCAUGUCGAGAUAAAAGCUUCUCAAAAUAAAAUAAUUGAUGAGAAGUCCUUGAUAAAGAAGUAUCAGAAGGAGAUAACCUGUUUGAAAGAAGAGCUGCAGCAACUGAGACGCGGCAUGAUGGGAAAUGGAUACAUUCUUCCAACAGAUCAGGAGGAUCUUGUUAACUUAAAGCUUCAGCUUGAAGCUGGCCAAGUCAAACUCCAGUCAAGGUUAGAACAGGAAGAGGAAGCAAAAGCAGCACUAAUGGGAAGAAUUCAGAGAUUAACAAAAUUGAUACUGGUAUCAACCAAAAGUUCGAUAUCCUCAAAUGUUUCAGAAAAGGCCAGCCUCCGCCGCCGGCAUUCAUUUGGAGAAGAUGAGCUUGCUUAUUUACCUGAUCGUAAGCGGGAGUACUGCAUGGAGGAUGACAAUGUUAGCCUUGAUUCAGAGUUUUCAGUUGAAGCAAAACUCGAUUCUAACAAUUCUGAUGAGUCUGUUAGGUUCGAUAGAAGGAAUCGUAAACGUGGAAUGCUUGGUUGGUUCAAACUAAAGAAGUCAGAUCAAUUAUCUGGAUUAUCACCUAGUGUGGAUAGCGAGAGCACUGCUAGCGGCUCACCUUCCUUCUCUAGAUCAUCACAACAAAAACACCUCUUGCUUGACAUGAAGGAUGGUCGAAGGAAAUCUGUGACUAGGAAAGUGGAAGAUCCAACACUUGCUGAUUCUUCUCUAGAGAGGACCCAAGCUGGUGAUUUAUUUAGUGCUGCACCCAGAGCACGGCACCCUCUGCUGAGUGGAACUACCAUCGUGGAUCAGAUAGAUCUUCUUCAAGAGCAGGUCAAAAUGUUGGCUGGGGAAGUCGCAUUUUGUACAAGCUCACUAAAAAGGUUGUUAGAGCAAGCAGCUAACAGCCCUGACGACUCACAAUUUCAGGACCAAAUUGAGAGACUAAAAAAUGAAAUCAAUGAAAAGAAAUCACAUAUACGUGUGUUAGAACUGCGUAUAAUGCAAUCUCUGGAAACUACUGAAGACCCAGCUAUUAGGACUGAAAUGUCCCAGACCUUUUCAAAGUUGAGCACGCAGUUGAGUGAGAAGACAUUUGAACUGGAGAUCAUGUCCGCGGAUAAUAAAAUACUUCAAGAUCAGCUACAAGCUAAGGUAUCGGAAAAUGCAGAAUUUCAAGAAGUGGUUGCACAAUUGAGGCAAGAAAUCAGUAAUUUAUUGAAGGCUUCUAGGAGUGAGAACAAUGUAACUGGUAUGCUGUUGGGUGUACCAUCAUCAAUGGGAAGAAAUGAUCCUAUGGAUCAGACAAAUGAUGUCUCAAGUCAUGAAAACAUCUCUGCUAAAACAGCUGAAGAGAAUAAGGAGUCAGCAUUAAAAUCCCAAGUGCUCAUGCAGGCCGCAGAAAUUGAGAUUUUGAAGCAAGACAAGUUGAGGCUGGCGGAAGAGAAGGAGGGACUGGAAAUUCACAGUCAGAAGCUGGCUGAAGAAUCAUACUAUGCUAAAGAAUUGGCAGCUGCAGCUGCAGUUGAACUGAAAAAUCUGGCAGAAGAAGUCACCAGGCUUUCUUAUGAAAAUGCAAAGUUGAUUGCAGACUUGACCGCAGCAAAAGAGCUUACUGCAUCAGUUGCAAGGGGCAGUACCCACAAUGACACAAAACGCUGUGAUCAUGAGGAUGUAAUCUUAGUUGAGGAGUUGCAGAAAGAAUUGGUUGCUAGUUGUCAGAGGGAGGCGGCGUUAGAGGACACACUAUCCCAAAAGUCCCGACGUGAAAAUGAGCUUUUGAAGAUAGUUGAUGAUGCGAAGUGCCAUGAGCACGAUUUGGAAAAUGAACUGGCAAACAUGUGGCACCUUGUUGCAAAGAUAAAGAAAGAAAGCUCUCAGGACGGUUUGUUUGAAUUCAAAUUGAAGGAAAAUGGCUUUCAUUCAUCCGAGACUGAUACUGGAAGAAUCAUAAGCGAAAUGGAAGCUUCAGAUAAUUGGAAAUGGGAUCGCAUCAAUACUUUGGAAGAAGCAAAAGCUGCAUACAAUUUUGAAAGAAGACGCUGCAAUGAGUUGGAAAAUGUUGUGUCUAGAUUGAAGGGUGAAGACAUCAGGGGCUUGGAGGUUAAAGUACUUGAAGAGCUUCAGAAUUUUCAUGUGGAAGCACUGUCGAGAAUAUGCCAAGAAAAGAUGGCAAAACAGAUGCUCUAGCAGGCCUUUUUCAAGCUGAGAUGUUUAUCCAUACCACAUACUGCUGCUACAGCCGAAGCAAUGUUGAUUCUAACGCGUUUUACGACUUACGACACAAGAGUAGCCACCCCGGACAGCAAAAUAUGGUUCUCAAUUCUUACCCCGAACAUUGAUCUGCCGGGUGCCUGCUCUCAUGUACAGUUUACUGGAUUAGGCAGAUGUAGUUGUAGAUUGUAUGUACUGGUAAUAGGGGCUAGCAAGGACGACGCCAAAGGCGUAGCUAAACCGGGUUUUCGGGAGUCAGGGGUGAUCCCGAGUUGAACGGAUUAAACUGUUGUUUCCGGUACCUGUAACCUGUGGGUAAACUGGUUUUUCUCUGUGCAGACGGAUGCGUCAUUCCGAGCUUGACGGAUCACGGACGAACUGUAGCUCUGACGGACUUGUGGCCUGUAGGAAAGCUACGGUUUUCGCGUCUUGCUGUUUGCAUUUUCACGUGUGA